AUGUCUCUGUUUGAUGCAGAAGGUCAAGCUUCAGAAUGGGCUCUGCUAAGACGACAUUCAUCAGAGGAUCUCUUUGGUGUUCAGAUAUGUGGGGCAUAUCCAGAUACAGUUUCAAGAACUGUUGAACUUAUAGAGAAGCACUGCAUGGUGGAUUUUGUAGAUAUUAAUAUGAAGGGUGCUGGUUCAGCCCUUCUUACAAAACCGAUGCGAAUGAAAAGUGUCAUAGAGGCAUCUUCUAGAGCGGUUGAUACGCCAGUAACCAUCAAGAUAGUGCAUGCUACUCUUGAUAACUAUGAGAGGGACAUACAAAACGAAGAAGAUGAUGAAAGGGGGAAGGCACAUCAUAACUGGGUGGAUGAUGUAGUAAGAUGGGAGGGAAGAGGUACUCCCAGUGUCGGUGGUGAAUUUAGCCCCAGCCACAUGAAUAUCAGACCACGGCCUGGAAAGAAAGAUCCAUCCCUCUUAACAAGAGAGGAAGUUGAGGCACCAAAAAUAUGGGCUGAAAUAUGCAUCCAGAGAAUGGUUGAACUGGGGAAGGAGAGCACAACAAUGCGUAGGAUAUUUGAUCCAAUGUUUGUAUACUUUGAUGCUGGGAGGCACUGGGUGCCUCAGCAUGGGCUGGCCACUAUUGUUCUGUCUGACAUGUCCUACUUUAUGGAAAACUCAGUUGUCAGAAGCAUCCUUGGGCGAUCUCCCUCCCGUCCUUUGUGUCUCCAAUGUAUGCCUGGAUCAAUUAACGGAAUAUGUGUACAACAGAAGACUUGGUUUGGUGGAAAAAUAAUAGAAGGCGGCUAUGGAAUUUUGUCUUCUCAUUUGGGUAAAAAUAGUUCUGCUUGCAUGUCUAUGAGUUCUGGUUUUGUUAAUGCUGAAAGAGAUUAUUCUUUCAAGAGAGGAGGCCAAAAUGAGAUUUAA
Molecule: messenger RNA, 912 nt
Organism: Fraxinus pennsylvanica
Lineage: Eukaryota; Viridiplantae; Streptophyta; Magnoliopsida; Lamiales; Oleaceae
Source: the annotation of a GenBank genome assembly